UUCUCCAGCGCGUUUCAUAUAUGCAUUAUAUGUUUAGCUCGUUGCAUGAAACUGUCGUAAUGAGGUUAUUAAUUGCUAUUCUGAUGGUAUGUGCGGUUUAUGGAAACUGGGUUGAUGAAAUGUGGAAUCCAGGACUAUUUGAAGGUGACAUUUUGUUGAAUCCGCAACAAAGAGAAGAAAUUAAAGCGGGCAGAUUCGAAUUUGCUUCUGUGAAACACAAAUUAUGGCCAAAUGCUGUUAUACCUUACGAAAUUUCUGGAGAGCUAACUUGGGAAAAGAAAGCAAUGAAAGAACUUGAUGAAGCUAUCAAGCAGUAUCAUACUUAUACAUGUUUGAGAUUCAAAAGAAGAACAACUGAGAAAGGAUAUAUUGAGUUUUAUAAAGGAGGAGGAUGUUCGUCACCAGUUGGUUACAGCGGAAGAAGAAAUGGAGUUUCUUUAUCCAGUGGUUGUUGGUGGCGAGCAACAAUUAUGCACGAGAUAGGUCAUAGUUUAGGCAAGUAUUCUUCUCUGUGGUAA
This is a messenger RNA of Hydractinia symbiolongicarpus, 518 nucleotides long. Its product is annotated as astacin-like metalloprotease toxin 2. Gene Ontology annotation, biological process: proteolysis. Gene Ontology annotation, molecular function: metalloendopeptidase activity; zinc ion binding. Bases 21 to 518 code for a protein of 165 amino acids. The transcript has 4 exons. Lineage: Eukaryota; Metazoa; Cnidaria; Hydrozoa; Anthoathecata; Hydractiniidae. The record is from RefSeq and is a predicted model, not a curated record.